Molecule: messenger RNA, 1469 nt
Organism: Gossypium raimondii (Peruvian cotton)
Lineage: Eukaryota; Viridiplantae; Streptophyta; Magnoliopsida; Malvales; Malvaceae
Product: probable transcription factor At1g11510
Exons: 1
Coding region: 184-1290 (368 amino acids)
Biological process (GO): regulation of DNA-templated transcription
Cellular component (GO): nucleus
Source: RefSeq, a predicted model, not a curated record
GGGGAAAGAACUCUUCGGUUCCCACAUUUGAAGUUUGACUCUUCGUUUAUGUAAACAUAACAGCCCAUUACAGCCUUCUGAAGUCAGUCCACUACCAUUCAAAAACUCAUUGAUUUCCCAUUACCUCUUUCCCUAUAAAACCAUUGAACAAACUUGUAGCAUCCCUCAUCUCUCUAUUUCUCGAUGGCACCAAAGCGUUCAAACCCUAUUGAAGUCCCACCAGCCGCUUCUUCCUCUGAAGAAGAUGAAGAGGUGACUUCUUCUGAGGAAGUAGACGAAGGGUCUUCAACUGAGGAAGACCCCAAAACCCAGUCUACUCCAAUGAGCCAGAAGAGCCCACCACCUAGAAAGCUUGAAACCGCUACGCCUGCCAUCGUUAAAGAGGGAUCUGAUGAAUCCGGUUCUGAUUCCGAAUCCGACACCGCUGCACAGAUUGCUAUUGCGACGGAACCCAGAUGUAAUAAGUCCUUGGCUUCUUCAUCUAAACGGCCUGGGAAGUCGGAGUUGGAUGCCAAAGAAGCGAAACGACUCAAGAAGAAGGUUGGGGAAGAAGGGAUGGCUACUGCACCUGUUGUGGAGGGGGUGAAAAAGACUGGUGAAGAUGCAAAGAAGCUGCUGUUCCAGCGGUUGUUCAGUGAAGAUGAUGAGAUUGCUUUGUUGAUUGGUAUGUUGGAUUAUUCUGCUAAAAAAGGGGCUGACCCUUGCGCUGAUAUGAAUGAGUUCUAUGAAUUUGUUAAGAAAUCGAUUCAUACUGAUGUUAGCAAAGUACAGCUGAUGGAUAAGAUAAGAAGAUUAAAGAAAAAAUUCAAAAACAAUGCUGGUAAAAAUAGCAAGGGUGAGGAUCCAACUUUCUCUAAACCCCAUGAACAAAAUGCUUUUGAGUUGUCGAAACAGAUUUGGGGCAAAGAAGGGAUUAGUGGAAAAGUUGAGUCUUCAACUGCUAAGUCGAAUGGGAAAGCCAAGGGGAAAAACAAGGCAGAGGUUGCAGUGAAAGCUGAGUUGCUUUCUUCAUCCGAUAAGAAAAUAGACGAUGCGGUGCCAGUAGAAGUCGAUGAGGUGGUGUCUAAGAGUUCCAGUAAUUUCCUUGAUAAGAAAUUUAGUCUCUCUGACUUAGAAGAGGCAGUUGUAAAGGUGGGGUUGGAUAUGGUUGAUGGUGAAAAGAAGGCGGCUUUGGAGGCAAAAUGGAUGAAAUUGCAAGUCGCGCAGCUGGAAGCGUAUGCGAGGCGAACUGAAUUUGUUGCUGAGCAAGCAAAGUUGUUGCUGAAAUAUUACAAGUCUGAAGACAAAUAGUGGUUAUUAUGCAUAGAGAGUAACUUAUGGAGUUCUAUCUCUGUUAAACAUAUUUUGUUAUGUUAAUUGCUUAAUCCUUUUUAUUUCUGUCUCAUCUGUUUGUCUGUCUGCCGCAAGCCUACUUUGCUCCAUAAACUGCUGCUGCUGCCAUAUCUCUUAAAUUUGUCCUCCUUUAAUCA